Molecule: messenger RNA, 960 nt
Organism: Emiliania huxleyi CCMP1516
Lineage: Eukaryota; Haptophyta; Isochrysidales; Noelaerhabdaceae
Exons: 7
Coding region: 1-960 (319 amino acids)
Biological process (GO): tRNA methylation
Source: RefSeq, a predicted model, not a curated record
AUGCAGCUCGCCGCAUUCUUUUUCCGUGCCACUCCGGCGCCUGCGCUCGUGCAGCCUGCGCUCGUUCAGUGCCCCACCCCGGGUUGCAAUACGCCGCUGCGGCCUGGUCGGGUGGCGGCGCACCUUCUCCGCUGCCCGGUCCUGGCGGAGAUCCGCAGGCAGGAGGCGCAGACCUGGUUUGUGCGAGGCGUCAACACCGGAGAGGGCGACGAGGGCGAGCCUGAUGAGCCGCUCACGAUGGAGGCUGCUUCGCUGCUCGAAGCCAGCCUCGAGCGGCGCUCUGGCACGCUCUGGCACGCGCCUGCAAGCUCGGCUCUGCCCGACGGCCUCGGGCUCGGCGCGGGGAACGGAGAGCUCUCCCUCGCGCUCGCAGAGGCGCACCGCGACGCGGUCCGCUCGGACACGCUGGUGCUGCUCGACCAGGGCAGCAAGCCAAAGGGCCGAUCGGGCCACGGCAGGCUCGCGGCAGACACGGCGCUCGAAGGCCAUUUCGCGAGCGUGACGCGCCUGAAGGCGAGCCUCGAGUCCACGGGCUGGCCACUCGUCGCGGCGAGCGUCGCGGCGAGCGCCGACCCGCUCGAGCUCCUGCUGGCGACUUGCUGCCACCACCGGUGCUCUUGGCGCGACUUCGUGAACCGCCCCUCGCUGCGCUCCGCCGGGCUGGCUGACGGCUUCGGCGCGGCCGAGUUUGAGCGCCUCUGCCGCGUCAGCUCGAGAGGCGUGAACGCGCAGGAGAGCACCGCGGACGUCGGUCGACGGGCGAAGGAUGUGCUCGACGAGGCGCGGGCCGAGUACCUGCGGAGCCACGGCUUCGAGGCGCGGCUGAGCACUUUCGUCGACGCGAGCGUGACGCCGGAGAACUACGAUAACGGGCCCGCCGGCGAGCCGGAAAGCCGAGGCCGGAGGGCCCCAGGGGAGGCUUGGGGUCAGUUGUCGGAGGAGGGGCGAGAGAUGAGCUGA